This is a messenger RNA of Bombus pascuorum, 13285 nucleotides long. It is a transcript of the gene sns, whose product is annotated as nephrin-like. The transcript is spliced from 18 exons. The coding region runs from base 1311 to 5333 and encodes 1340 amino acids. The record is from RefSeq and is a predicted model, not a curated record. Gene Ontology annotation, molecular function: cell adhesion molecule binding. Lineage: Eukaryota; Metazoa; Arthropoda; Insecta; Hymenoptera; Apidae. Gene Ontology annotation, cellular component: cell-cell junction. Gene Ontology annotation, biological process: cell-cell adhesion.
UGGUACAUGGCGAGUUUUAUUUCAUCGUCGCGCGAUCCAGUGAUGAGUACGUGUUCGUAGCGGCCGCCCUUAGAUUACAAGUGAUAACGCGAAUUGCCACGUUGUUUCUUGACGUGUAAUAAGUGACGCGUAUGGGAAACGAAAUAAUAGAAGAUCGUUGGAAGAUUGACAACGACGAAGCACGAGAUUAGGAAGGAAAAACAACGAGCGUGAAUGGAAACCGGUAAAAAUAAGGGUGCGAUCGGUGUCAUCGAUGUUCGUGUUCAGAAACGAACGACAGAGGCCAAGAAAUAAAGCUGAUCCUCGCGUGGAUAUUCCAUCGAGCGAUACUGGUUUCGGAGCUGUCGACGGUCGACGAAUUUGAACGUAGUGAUUCCGCGUCCUUUGACAAUUCACCUGUUACAAGUGGACUCGCGGUGCAGUUUAACUCUCCCCUGCCUCCCCCACCACCCUGAUUGAUCGAUCUCUCGAACGCGUCGAUCGCGAGCUUCAAUACUAUUCGUAUGACGUCCUGCUGUCGGGUAUGAUUACGUCUCGAACGUGUCGAGAGGAAAAAGUGCACCGAGAAAGUAGCGACAAAGGUGUUUGUAAUUUAUAAGCCGGCAGAGUGCGCGUACCCGUCGGUUGCUACGGAAACAUUGUUUCUUGACAUCCCACGGUACACGAUUCUUUCGAGAGAUCGUUCUGAAUGUGAUCUUUUCCUUUCGAUUAUCUCUCAGCCAAUCAGACACGCUUCAUCACGAUUAUCAAACUUUUCGAUCGCGAUAGUGCUACCGAUUCUCGAACAUAGUGACGCGUUACGUCUCAACGUUCAUUUCGAAUUGAAUUCGAAUUGAAAGAAAGUGAAGGAUCGAGAAAAGUGUUACGUGAAAAAGACGAAAGGUUAAACGUAAGGAGAAAUACUAACAGAUGACGAUUUGUCGCGAUAUUUGUGUUUUGUAUACGUGAUAGCACUUCGGUUUGGUGAUAAACAACUGGUCAGGUGAUAUCUGUGCAAAACAAGGAUAUCGUCGAAGAAGUUUCGUGCUCAUUGGAAAUACGUACUUCUUAAAUGCAAGGUUAAAUGCGGGUAUCGAGCGUGCGAUCGAUUUAUGUUGAUAUUCGUUGUUCCACAGCGAACAUUUUCGAAUGUCGAUUUUACGAUACAUAACGAAGGUGUACUGUGCGUGUAAACUGUGAAGUGACUUAUUUUCUAGAACGAGGUAAAUAUACGCGUUCGGUGUGCGAGUGGAUGGACCAUUCUGUGUUUACAUACGUUCUAUCGUGUUCGGUGUGUUCAUCUAUGUUCCUGUAGCGGAUUCGUUCUAACCAUGAAGGAAUACGGAAUGAAACUGUCACCGAUGAGGCUGAUCCUGAUUUUCACCAUUUUUUCCACUGCGACCAUCGUUAAAGGCGAAGGAGGACAAUAUUUCCGAGUGAGGCCAAGAAAUAGUUCUGUCCUGGAAGGUGGUGAAGUGAUGAUACCCUGUGAGGUUGGGAACAGAGUUGGCAUUGUACAGUGGGUAAAGGAUGGCUUCGCUUACGUCAUACAACCGAGUGGAGAAAUCGUCGGGCACUCGCGAUUGAGACUGAUAGGUGAUCAAAACAACGGAAUCUACAAUCUGAAGAUCACAGACGCUUCUUUGACGGACGAUGGAGAAUAUCAGUGCCAAGUUGGACCAUAUUUGCGCAUUAAAUCGAUCCGUGCCAACGCUCAUCUCGUCGUCAUCUCACGACCGCAAAAAGUGGAGAUCAGCAACUAUCCGAACAAGAAGAAGAUCGAGGUGAAAGUUGGCGAGUCCCGUCGUUUGGAAUGCGUUGUUCGAUCGGCGAAACCAGCUGCCUCGAUCGUCUGGUAUCGUGGAAACGUUCAGAUCAAAGGAGGUGACACGAUGAUUACCCCGAUUUCUAUCGAGGGUGACAAAGAAGUACAGAAGCCUGGUGAGAACAAGAAGGAGCUGCUCAAAUACGACACUCAUGGUUCCAUCGUCAUUGUACCAACCGCUGACGACAAUGAUAUGGAUUAUACGUGCGAAGCAAAUCAUCCUGCCAUACCUAUCGACAUGCCCUUAAGGGAAACCAUUAAACUCUCCGUCUUUUAUCCACCCGGCGUGCCGGUUAUCGAAGGAUACACCGAGGGAGAGACUGUGAAACGUGGACAACAAUUGGAGCUAACCUGUCGAUCUCGAGGCGGAAAUCCGCCCGCGCAGAUCGUCUGGUACAGAAACAACGAACAGGUUAGGACCGUGUAUCGAACCGAGGGUAGCUUUUCUGAAAGCGUGUUAUCGCUCAUCGCGAAAGCUCAAGACAAUAACGCGAGGUACAGAUGCGAGGUGUCCAACAUUAUGAGCGUGGAGCCUAUGAAGGUGCACGCGGAUCUCACUGUGCUUUUCGCGCCAUCCGGAGUGACGAUCACGGGGCCCACGGAAGCAAAGGCGGACGAACAAGUGGUGAUCACCUGCACCACGGAGAACUCGAAUCCUCCGGCAGAUAUCAAAUGGACCGUGGAUGGUCACAAUUUCGAAAGCAACGCCUCUAGAACUGAGCCAGCUCCUCAAGGCGGCUGGAUCACUACCUCGAACGUAACUUUCAACAUAAAUCGGACGAGCCGCAAUAUCGUGGUGAUAUGCGACGCGUCUAAUGUCAAGCUGACCGAAAACGUCGUCAGAACGCACACCAUAACCGUGAUUUAUCCACCGUCGAGGCUUGUCAUCACGGGUUACGAAGAAGGGACGACGAUCGACGCUGGCACAGUGCUCAGAUUGAUGUGCACCGCCACUUCCGGAAAUCCACUCGCCACGUUGAGUUGGUACAAAAAUGAUAAAAAGAUACAGGGAACCACGAGAACGCGAGAUCACGCGGUUUCCAGCGAGCUAACGAUACUCGUAAACGCAUCCGACAAUAACGCGCGCAUACGAUGCGAAGCAGCGAAUUCCGCAACAGAAAUUCCUCUCCUCAAAAUGCUCGUCCUCAAAGUGAACUUUCCGCCUGAGAAAGUGAAGAUCAGCCGCGAGCCGCAGAAUCUGCACGCGGGCCAAGAGGGCCGUAUCAUUUGCGAAUCGAGCAGCAGUAAUCCGGCAGCGGAGAUGUCGUGGUGGAAGGGCGGUAUCCCCGUGCAGGGUACCAAAAAUGGCACUAAGCCCGGCUUACACGGUGGAUUUCUGUCGUUCGUUGAGCUCACGUUGGACGUUACGGAAGAAAUGAACGGAGAGGUGUACACGUGUCAGGCGAGAAACAAUCAAAUGGACAGGUCUAUUCACGAUGCCACCACUCUCGACGUAUUGUACAAGCCGAUAUUCUCCUCGAUCGAACCUUACGAAUUGAUUGGAAUGGAGGCCGAACCUUUCGUGAUUUCUGUUUCUGCUAUGGGAAAUCCUAAUGAGAUAAGAUAUACGUGGACUAGGGAUGGUUUACCAUUGGUCAGCAAUAGCAGAAGGAUAUCUGUUCGCGCUUCUACCUUAAAUAUCACUAAACUGGAUCGUCACGAUGCUGGUACUUAUAUUUGUGAAGCAAUUAACGAGGAGGGAACGACGUUCUAUCAAUUGAACUUAACUGUUCAAUACUCUGCAAAAAUUAAACGCACCUCGACGUCGGGGAUAGUGUAUCCUCCUGGAAUCGAAGCGAAAUUGUUCUGCGAAGUGGAUGGCAGCCCCAUAGGAGACGAAUAUGUCACAUGGCAGAAAGUUGGCUCCAACUCGGAGCUCUCUGGUCGAUAUUCUACCUCUUUUAUCAACAAAACUUCUUAUCUCCACAUCGAAAACCCUGAUCAGGAAGACGUCGGAGAAUAUCAGUGCAAAGUUAACAAUGGAAUCGGAAACGUUACCUCCGAACCUAUACUUUUCGUUACAAACUUUAAACCACAAAUGAUGAACACACCAUUGACGAGAAGAGCAGCAGCAAAUAAAGGGAUAAACGUGCAUUUGUACUGCAAAGCUCGAGGUUCCCCUUUGCCGCGAUUCUCCUGGACAUUUAAUGGAAAAACUUUACUACCUAAUGUUACAGAGCAUAAAUAUGGCAUUACCCACACUGACCUAAGCGAAUUAAUUUCCGAGUCGUCGCUGUCCAUUUUCCGCGUGACGUCGCACGAUUACGGGAAAUACGAGUGCCGUGCGAUGAACAAAAUGGGACAGUCGACGGAUAUCAUACACCUGGACGUGACGUCGCCGCCAGACAAGCCGACCGACCUCGAGGUCUAUAACGUCACCCAUGACUCCGUCACCCUGAUGUGGAAAAGAGGAUUCGAAGGCGGUUUGCCAACCUCCUAUCAGAUACGUUGGCGGCAAGCUCUCGACUAUGAGGAUCGAUAUCACUAUCUGGAUGUAUCACCGGGAGAAUAUAAAACCACGAUAACGGGAUUGUCCCUCGGGACUUACUAUGUGUUCAGCGUAAAAGCCAUUAACGAGAAGGGGGACAGCGGCUUCCUACCGGACCUUGUCAAAGUUCAGACGCUACGACCGAAUAACGCGGAGAACCUGCCGGACGUUCUCUUGGAAAAAGGGGAUUUUACAAUGAAUUAUAUCUAUACGUUCGCAGCAACCUCCCUCAUCUUUUUUAUCAUUAAUAUCUUCAUCGUCGUGUUGUGGUACUUUAUGAGAAAGCGAAAUAAAUCUCGAAUAAACAAAUCACAAACAGCGGAUAUGUACGCACCAUCGACCGUGAAUGGAGACACCAUGACCGGCGAGUUAAGUUCGGUUUCCGAUGAGAAGAGCGACGUUAACUUCGACACUAACGAUUACGUGGACGAAGGACGAAAAACCGCAGCUAGCACGUAUUUGAUAGAUCAAACUAUACAAGAUUUUGGGAAAGGGAACAUGGAGAUGCAGGUACAUCAUCAAGGAACUCUUGGUCGCCGCAGCAACCACAUUCAACCACCGAUGAGCAUGGAUUCUCCGCCACAGAGAACAACGGCCAGUGGUACACUUUCUGUUUCAAAAUCGAGUUACAUCGGAAACCCCAGUCCAGCGCCGCCGAACGACGUGAACUUUUACAGCGUGGAGAUCGACAAUGGCCGCUACAUGGGCUACGAAACGAAUCAUAGUCCGAUUCCGGUGGUUGGUGAACCAGGCUCGGGUAGUUAUUAUACAUCCAUGAGUCCGACCGGACAUAUGAUGUCGAGCCACAUGGGCAGCGGGACUAGCACGUUGACACGUAGCAGGACCUUACCACGUCCAGUCCCGCCGCCGGAUGUAACCGUGAUGACCGCUGGCUCAAAAUCACCGAUACCACCAUCGGUACCUCCACCACCUACCACUUUCGCUCGGUCGGUAUCCAGCAACGCGCACACUCAUGGCCACCCAUUAUCAACAUUCACCCCUACACCAGCUUAUUCUGAUAUCGAUGGCCAUCUUGUCUGAGGAUCACCGAUAUUCGGCCCUAGUUCGGUGCGUGGUAAAUACCGUGCUGUACCAAGGGACGAGACUAUCACCGUGACAGAAAGAACCACCCGGCUCUAAUACACAUCUCGACCUGUGGCUGUUGACCAUGGAACUACUUCGCGGAUUUUCAACCUCCGUUCAUCGUUCCCGGCGUCAUACUGAGCUACAUGUACUAUGAUUAUAUCGGUUCGAUAUCGUGCGAGGACCUUGAAUCGCAGAAUCUUUUUCGGCUACGUUUGUGUGCGAUCAUGAGUUUCGUGUGGGUGCUCCGACGACCUUUUCUCGUACAUAUUAUCCUCCUUGAACACGAAAGAAAGUAACAGAAGUAUGUAAAUAGGAAGAGAGAGAGAGAGAGAGAGAGGAACCGAGAUGUUGCGGUUUCUAUACGUAAUUUUUAAGAAGCACGCGGUAACGCCGUUGCAAGACGCAGUAAAUGCAUUCCUUACGCGCUGGUUUCGUUGGUUUUUCGCGGACACGAUUAUCGAAGAUACGUACUUCGAACUUGGAUCGUACUAUGGAUCGAUCGUACAAUUACGUUUUUCGCAUAUCACGUGUUAAGAAGAACGAUCGACGCCCGGUGAACAAGCACGCUGCAGUCGACUCGGAAGAUAUCUCCGUGACAUCACAGUUCUAGCAUGCUGUUAGUGGUUUCUUUAUUUUCUUCUUUUCAAUAUCCAUUUCCUUUUUCUCUGUUUUUAGUUUUAUGGCUUUUAGUCGCGCUUGUUCGUGCAGUUUUUUUACUUCUUUGUGACGACUUCGUAGUGAUACGUAAGAACGUUUUAAACGUGAACUAAAUGGAAAACGACGAACUUAUGGAUGGAAGAAACUCGACUGGAAGUGCUCGUUUCUUCACCGAAGAGGAUACAGAGGUACGCUACGGACUGUAUAGUCGGGUUAAGUUACGUUUUACUCGUUGGUACAUCAACUGGAUAUACUCAUGCGAUCCAACAGUAAAUUAGAAUACGUACAUUAGGAAGAGGAAAUGUACUAAUGAAACGAAAUAUCAGGGAACUUCACGAGCCGCAACAAUAUAUAACGACCUUUAGAUUCUUCUUUAAAGAAUACGUUAUAUUUACGAUAUAAUCAGUUUCACUUGUAUACUUCUUUUCUUUUUGUUAAAGAAAUUCAAAACACGAUGAAUGCUAGUUAUUUGUCAGUAAGAUAUCUUUCGAAAAAUAGCGCUUUUGAAAGUAAUCUCAAUUUAGAUCGAUAAUAUCAUCGAGGCCCUAUCAGAUUUCGCAUCAGUCGCAGCAUUAAUGAACACAGUAAUGCUACUUCAUUAUUGUAUAGCGACGUAAUUCGCAUAAUCUCUUCAAUUCCUUUCUUUCCAUCUUUUUUUUUUUUAUUUUUUAUAAAUAAGUCCGACCGCCCACAAUUUCGUUUUGAAAUUAGCCAACAAAACAUCGAUGCACUGGCGGACAGAUUCUUGUUUGAAAUUCUGAAGAGGAAGCGAGACAAUCGUUUUACACAGGGAAACAGUUGACGACGUUUGCAAUCGAUGUAUAGCAGUCCAACUGAUUUCCUUCUUCCCUUUCCCUCUUGCUCAUUACAAGACGCGUUCUCUGUGUUAACGGUGUGAACGGUUCAUACUCGAAGAGGAAAAAAUGGUGAUACGUGCGAUUAGCAGAAAAGCUAGUUACGAGAAAUGGAGUAGGCUACGUAUAGUCGAUGGAUGGAAACGCGUAAGUUUGAGGAACGAACUCAAAUUGCACGAUAAGUACUACAAUGCUAAGAGACGUUUAGGUAAGGGAAUUCUAAGACAAUGCACGAAAUGUACAAGUGAUUUCGCUUCGGCCUUCUCGAGCUUAUUAUACUUUGGCAGAUCGAUAUAUUGUUUGACACUUGAAUCGUUCAGAAGCCACGUUGAUGUACUCCGUAAAUUGAAAGGCGAUGAUGUUACAAACGCUACUUUGCCAAAUUUACCUAUUUAUAUGGUUUUCUUGCGAUGAAUGAACUUACGGAAAACGUUUGUUUCUUGAGAAUUGGAUAUUGAUCGUAUACUUAUAUAACAUAAUUAAGAAAUUUAUAAAAAGCGGAGUUGAUCAGUCUGGCUUUUGAGAGGCUCGCAUUUGAGACGCGAUUCACGCGCUUCUUUCGACUCUCGUGGUUAGGAGAGUGAUGCGAACGAAACUUUCUAUAAAACUCAAUUUUCCAAGAACAGACUCGACCCGAAAUCUGAACAACUGUUUCUUUCUCUUCGCGAGUAUCGUUUUCUGUAUACUACAGAAAAAUAUGUACAUACGAAAUGUGUUUUGCAUAUCGUAAGUUUUUUUAGAUCGCUCAUCUUAUUUUCGACUCGUAACUUGUUCUAUUUUUACGAACGUUAUCGAGUGAUCGUUUUACUUUUUCGAAUUGUGAAUUUUGAAGUACGUAGAAAUUGCGAUUUCUCACUGCCGAAUUCCUAAAGUCAAUAUUAAUACGAAUAGUUUAAUUGAUUGCAUUGUAUCGUGAAACACAUUUACGUAGGCGAUAUAUUGUACGCCACUAUUGUCAAGAGAAUUGGCGCGAAACAACAUGACGAAUACUACAAAACAAUUGACGCGUUAAUUCUAUUUCAUGCGUGCGAUGAAAAAGUUUUUCCUUUCUCCGAUGGAAAUAAUUGAUGUUUCGUUACGUUACAAUUACAAUUACAGCAUAAAUACGAACGAACAAUAAGCAGAAUAUUUAUAGUGUAAACGGUUUUCACGUGACAUCCAGCGAGUGCUAAUUUUGUUUUCUAUCUUGUUAUAUGUAGUUUUAUCAUUCUGGUACAUUUUGUAACAAAUGAACGAUUACUAACGAUUUAUUAUUACGCGACUGAAUUUAGAAAAAGAAUAUGCCAAAUAUUUACAAAUAUUAUUAGUUAUCGAUUAGCAGUGAUAUUUAUAAAGAUAGUUAGUAAGUAACUUUCUUUUUAACUACGAUAUUACGAUACGACGUCACUGCCAAAUUUUUAUUUCUGUGCCGCGAAAAAAUACGAAAGUGUUUUAUAUUUAAUUGAUAUGACAAUUAUUAUAUCACGUGAAAACGGUUGACUUGUUAUUGACAGAAAGGAAAAAGACAUGUUGCUAAAGACGGUAAUAACUUAAAAGCCAUCUAUAUAUUCUAUCCAGACGAAGGUAUAAUAUCGCAACGAAACGAUAUGAUAUUACUAAAAAAAAAAAAAAAAAAUUCUGAGAGGAAAUGUAAUCAACAUAAUCAGUGAAAUCUAUACACAACAGAAAUUUAAAGAAAGAGAAAAGAAGUAGGAAAGACAGACGAACAGGUAGAAAGCAAGGAAGUAAAAGUGAGUGUCUUGGAGUAGUGAUAUCUUCAAAAAAGACAAUAGUACAUAAGUUUAAUUAUACGAGUAUGAGUUUAGUUAAGAGUAAACUAUUUCCCUGGCACAGCCAAGUUAGAAGUUGCAUUUUUGCAUAAAAAAAGGUGGGGAUCUUUAUGCAAAACUAUAAGACAGAAAAAACGUAGUUCAACUAAAUGUUCAUAUAUAUAUAUUUUUGCAUUUGUUUCCAUUAAAAAUUGAUUAUCCUUGUAAAUAGUGCGAUAUGUCUCAGCGUUUCACACACUCCAGAAAAAAAACAAGUAAUUAAAGAAAAUGGAUCAUAUGAGGGUCUCACUUUACCUAAGCUAUAAUGAAGUAUUGUAUAGGAUUAUUACACGCUAGGCCACGUAUUAUAUCUGAAAGAAAAGAAAAAAAAAGAGGAAGAAUUAUUCCAGUUAUCGGACGAGACAACGUCUUUCCGUUUAUCGAAAGCCUAAGUAGUCGACAUAUAUUUUUGAAAAGAAAGAAAAAAAAAGAGAUACAAAAAGACACUGCAUAUGUUUGGCCUAUUGUAAGAGAGAGAGAGAGAGAGAGAGAGAGAGAGUCUCGCGAACACACGAUGACGCGUGAAGCGCCACGAGUGACAAAAGCUCGUAUUAAAAAGUCGGUCAAUAAGGUAUAAGUUUCGUUCAAUUUCCAUGAAAGGAAGAUCGUUACGAUCGAUACGCGCCCAAUCGGAAUUUCUUCUAAUGAAUUCGAACAGUGAGAUAACGAAAGCAGGAAAAGAGAAAAGAUAAAAGAAAAGAACGUGAAUCGAUGUCGCUAUGUAUGAUCAUCGAGAGAUUACGUUGAGAAAACUACGCACGUCCCUGGUAACUGUCAUUCCGCUUCUAAUUUGGCUCGCGUAUCGUAUGGAUGUAAGUUAAGGAAUACGUAAUAAGUAAGGUUGCUCUACAGAUACGCAAUGACGCGGCGGCGCCACUCGCAUAUCCAAGCACAAACACGUUCGCGUGCACGCGCUACAUUGAAACUCGUGCCAAACCGCGCGAAAUUAAAUUAACACGAGAAUCGCUGCGUAGAAAGGCAUGUAUAUCCCGAGCAAUCAUACUUACGUCAGAGUCUCGAAACCGGAUCCAGCGUGAACGAUAGUUGUCGACAAUCAAUCGCAUCCUACGCUAUUUUCACUCUCCGUUCUACCGCGAUCAUCGAUCGAGCUAUCGAUUCGUGAAUUGGAUCGAUUUCGAGUUUCCUGUGGUGUCUCUGUGUAGGGUAUCCUUGAAUACGCACACGUAACAUAGGAAGGAAAACGAAAGAAUAAAUUUGCACAUGCAGCAAACAAGGAAGGAAAGAGAAAGAAACCGGAAGGGUGUCGUUCACAGAAUCGAUAUAUUGUAUACUUUUCUGCGCCGUUGUCAUGUGUGUUUUAUGCUUGAGAACUGUUUGAAAGUUUUACGAAUAAUAACGUUUUCGUAGCAUGCGCUAUUGUUAUUUCAUUAAUCGGGGAGGACACUGAUUUGUUACGGUAGAUUCUACAAAGCUUAAAGAAAAAAAAAAGAAACGUGUAUUGUUAACCGCUGCUGUUGUGUAUGGAGCCGCACCGUUCGGCUUAGACUGAUGAUAAAAUUCACGUAUGCUCAAUUAGAGAUCAUGUUUGCGCAUAAUUAAGAAUUCUAUUUACAUAUACAUGUUUUAUAUUUGUAAUUAACGAAAAUCAUCUAUACCUAAUAUUACCUGAUAUUAUUAGAUUAUGUAAUCUCCAAAGUAUUUGCUCAUCAAAGUGCUAGGCAUGUUAGACGGACCGAUAUUCGUCCAAAAUGGUACCUUGGAGAUGGACAUACCAUCUAACAGUACGAUAUUUGAUAUUUUACACAAUAAUUAAUAAUUCCGUUGAUUAUUCUAAGACAUAGUCAAUCCUAAUUAUACAAUCAUUAAGAUACGAGGAUAUAUAUAUAAAUUAACCGUUUUACAUGUAUAUAAUGUACAUAUACGAAACUUAGAUAGACAAGAAAACAAAAGGGAAAAAAUUGAAAAAGAAAUGAAAUGCAUAAACGAAUUAAAAUAUCAAAUUUAAGAAAAACGAUCGAGAGCUUUCGUAACUAGGUAAAUGUUCGUAUCGACUUUUGAUGUUUUUUCUUCGUAUUCGUUUUUUCUAUUCUUUCCUCUUUUAAAAGAAAGAUAUAACAUACAACGGAAAAAAAGACGAAUAUAAAAGAAAGAAGAAUGAUUCUCUCGCCGACGAUGCUAUUGCGAUUAUACUUACAUGUCGUUGAAUUUUAUAAUACGAGGGCGCUGCGCAGAAACGGCAUGAAGUUGCGACGAAACUCGCGAGUUUACAAUAAAUCGCCGAAAGUGACGUGACGAAUUUUACCGUAACGAACUUAUCCGUUCCAAAUUACCAUUUCCACACAAGAGGCGAAGACUGGUUUAUAAAAUACACGAGCCGUUUUUUGUCAUAUUUUAAUGCUGUUCGGACGACUCGAUUUUAUAUUCGAUUUCGGAUUUAUUAUUCGUUAGAACGAAACACGAAAAACAUUCAAUUACGAUAUUCUUCAAUCUCGAUAAUCGAUUGUUGCGUUUCAUUGCGAAUCGACAGGCGAGAAAUCUCGCGCUCGAAACAAAAAACGGGCGAUCGCUUUGAGAAACUUUUUCGAAUGUACUUUUUCAAAAUUUGCAUAGUUAUGUGAUAACUACCAAACGAGUAACGAAAUCAACAACUUUGAAUCUGUAAAGUAUUCGAUCGAAAUUUAUUUAAACGUUUGCUUUGUUACAAAUGAGAAUAAUAAGAAUCGAUACAAAAUUUAAAGGUUAAAAAAUCUCAAAGUAGGUUUCUUGCGCGUCCAAACAAAAGAAAGAGAAGAAUAUAUCGCGUAUAUCGAGCGAUACUGAUAAACGAUAUAUCGUUAAGCGUAUCAUCAGAUAUAUGUUGCUUCCGUUUGUGUGCCAAUAAAGAAAAAUCGACAUUCUUGAUGUAUAAAUAUAUGAAACUUAAUGAGAACGAUAUUAUUGUUACGCGGGCCGCCGAUACGGCUAAUUUUUUCUGAUCAGAAUUUACGAUGCAAUGUCAUUCUUUGGAGCAAUCAUCGCUGUUCAUAAGUACAACCGAUUUAAAAAAAAAAAAGUAAUUACCGGAGAGGGGAAGAAGGAAUUCUCCGAUGAAAGAGAAAAUAAAGCGAAGAAAGAAUGGGAGGAAAAAGGAAAUCGUGUAAUAUAAACUAAGCUACCAAGCAACUGGUACGCAUUAAUUACUUGUAUAUAUACAUAGUAUUUUUACAUUCUAAUUCUAAAUUACAUUUCCAAUUCUAAACGGUAUAACAUUACUCUGUGAGCUUCGCUUGUCGUCUGUGUAUGUAUCAUCGAUAACGUUUCUGACGUUAAUUCGCCUUAAGGAAAAAUAUUCAUAGAUAAGCCGCGAACUGCGAACCUGGCAAUGCUCGACAAAUAUUAUUCCCCUCCUUGUGCUUGUUUCACUGCACCCUCUGCACAAGAUUCAAUAACACACGCCUCGUGCCUUCAUCGCACUUAAAUUAAUUAGAAUGUGUAAUAUUAUGGUCGCGCGUGUAAUAUUCCUAAACGUGAUAUAUUCGCGGGAUAUAUCGUUCGCUAUUCUCUGGAAUAUACUUCAAUAAAUUUCGCGAUUCUCUUAUGACUGCAUCAACUUGUACAAUACACCGUGUUUAACCCAUUCAGUACGAAACAAUGAAAUAAUGCGUGUAAAACACGUAAGCGCAAUAUUAUUGCACAGUAACAAAUUUGAAACUCUGAAAAUUCGAACGUCUUGAAAAUUUGAAAAUAAAAUGUUACGUUAAUGCAACGUUGGUCCUUAAUGGGUUAACAUCGAAUGAUUCAGACUACUGUAUAAUUCAUUUCAUUUUAUUUAAAAUAACAGUUUGAAAGAUCUUGAUUGAGAGGCUGUUUUCGUUCAUAACAUAUCCGCGAAUAUUUUCGAAUAUAUACGUGCAUCUCACGCGACCAUAAAUCAUAUAGGAUGGCAAGAAGAAUACUCGAUUGUGUACGUCGUAUUACGAUGUAUUCGAUGUUUAUACUCGUAAUUUAACUUCUAUUUAAGCUAUAUGCUCAUAGCGAAUGUGAUCGUAUCUCCCCGAAUAUAAUGUCACGGCGUAUAAAAGCGAAGAGCAACGCUCAUCGAAUAUACUUGGAUAAUCUUCGUACGCAUCUUUAAUCGUUAACUUAACACGAUAACAUCGUCUCUCGUGGCUUAACGUUAUCGAGCUUUGCCCCUUUUUUCCCCCUACAGGAGAAGGAACUUCGCCAGAAUUCGUCGUAUCGAUUCACUUUUUUUUUAUUUGCUUAUUCAUUUCUACACACAGAGACAGAGCGAAGCUCAACAUACUAGUCCUUACUUUAAAACCAAAGUAAAGAGAUAAAACACAAACAUUGUAUAGCUUUUAAGAAUCUCCAUUACGUAUUCACACCUGUGUGUCUAUACAGAGAAGGCAUAAUUAUAACUAAAUAAUUCAGUCAUCGUAACUAGGUAAAUGACUAACCGAUAAGCGAAUAGAUAAAGAAGAAGAUACAAUGUUAAGCCACUCGUUAAGUGUACUGUUUUAUUUUAAUUCAUUUUUUACUACACGAUUAAAAUUUUAUCUAGCAACCUUCGUCGGCUAGGAAUGUAAAUUCUGUAUCUGUACAUUGUUUUCCUAUUUCAACUAUUAAAAGUGAUCGUCAACUUAAA